This is a messenger RNA of Varanus komodoensis (Komodo dragon), 11833 nucleotides long. It is a transcript of the gene PRICKLE2, whose product is annotated as prickle planar cell polarity protein 2. Bases 7458 to 9965 code for a protein of 835 amino acids. Gene Ontology annotation, molecular function: zinc ion binding. The record is from RefSeq and is a predicted model, not a curated record. Lineage: Eukaryota; Metazoa; Chordata; Lepidosauria; Squamata; Varanidae. The transcript is spliced from 8 exons.
GCCCCGAAUGAAACAGAUCCAGGUAUCAGUUUAACUCAAAAGUCCCUGGGGCUGACCAGCAACUGCUCAGGCAUGUUGCCCAGAAAGGGCAUGUUGGGCCCUGAUCUGUAGCACCUGUAGCUCCCCAUCUCCUGAAAAUGUUGCCUCCAUUUGGGGGGAGCCUGGUUCACCACUCCUUUCAGAUUGGUGAAUCAUCUUCACAUUCAGAUUGUUAUUAAUAAUAAAUAUUAUUAUUUGUUAAUAUUAUAAUAGUAUUAUAACCUGUAACCUCUGUUAACAAGUGGAACAGAAUGUUGGACGGGAACGCUAACCUGCUCUCUUCUGGUGUCUGUGCACAUGUAUGCAAGCCUUGCAUUGAACCUGACGUUGCUUUCUCCUCCGCUUCGGCUGGCCCCCUUUAUGCUGCUCAUUAGAUUUCAGGAAACGUGCGCACAUGGGUUGUGGGUCAGAACAUUCUGUUUGCUUUGUGCUGCAAUUUCAGCUGAUGCCAUUUGAUCAAAUUCACUCUCACAGUGGUAAUAGAGAAAAGAUAAGGUGUUUUAAGGACCAUGCUUGUGGCUUCUUUUAAUAGAUUGAGAAAUUCUAACGUAUUGGUUGCCUUGAGAGAAAACCCUUGCCUGUGUUCUGCAAACUCUCAUUACUGAGAGGAUUGCAUUCUUCAGCUAGGUUUUUUAAAGUGAAGACAGAAUGGAAGAAGAUAAAUUGCAGUACAGUGUCUCGUGUCCACUAGGUGGCGCUCUGCUGCCCCACACCCCAUUUUCGAAUCUGUAUAGUAAAGGGUUUCUCAUGCUAGGAGGGCGUUCCACACUUAUAAGUCUAAGUAGCCUGUCAUUCUGCUUUCAAAUGCGCAUAGACUUUAUGAAUGGUAAAUUCCUCUAAUGAAGGGAUGCAAACUGAGGGGCUCCACCCGUUGGGACCAAAGCUUUUCAACUUAUACAUGAAUUAACCUCUGAGCAGGAGUGAGCACUGGUAUGGCCAGGUUUGCUGAUGGUACCAAUUGAAUUGGGGGGUUAAAACAAGAAGAGGCUGUGAGGUGCUCCAGAAGGAUCUGGAUUAUGAUCUUGUGGUUGUUGGCCGGCAACUUGAUGAAAAUGUUGACCCAUUAUAUGACUGCUGGGAAAAAGGCAAACUCCGUGUUAGGUAUAGUUAGGAAAGGAAUUGAAAAUAAAGCUUCCAAAGCCAUAUGGCACUUAUAAACAUUCAGUUAGAAUACUGUGGACAGUUCUGGUCACUGCAACUAAAAACGAUAUUGCAGAAUUGGAAAAAGGGCAGCUAAAAUAAUCAAGGGGUUGGAGUGAGCAAGUUGGGCUUGUUUAGCUUAAAAAAGGCAAGGAGAGAUGAUAGAGAAAUACAAAAUUAUACACAGUGCUGAGAAGUUGAACAGAGAGACAUUUUCUUCCCUCUCAGAGUACUAGACCCAAAUGGAGUCAUCCCAUGAAGCUGAUUGAUGGGAGAUUCCUGACAUAUCAAUGGAACAUGGUGCAUAAUUUAAUAUGGGGUUCGCUUCCAUGAGAUGUGGUGAUGGCCACCUCUCUGGACAGUGUUAAAAGGGAAUCAGACAAAUCCAUGGAGGAGAGGGCUAUCCAUGACUAUACAUAGUGGGAAUGUAUACUCUUUUUCAUUUCUCUUGUUAGCUCCAUCACCAUUUUUUCCCUUGUAUUCUGUACAUUCCCACAUGUACAAUCCCCACUAAUUAUGAAUGGCAAAGUGAUUGGGUUCUCUGUAUGAAGCCAGGCAGCCAAUCAGAUUUGUCUACAUACUGAUGUCACUGAAGGCAAAUUAAGCCUUUUCAGAGAGAAUGCUUGUCCAAUUGGAAUGCAUCAGUUAGUAAUGACUGAUUAAACUCCCAUUCAUUUCAAUGAGUCUGCUGUACAUAGGACUAAAGUUGGAUACUAACCCCACCCCAUCCCAAAUGUACCCUGUUUCACAGGGUACUAUGCAGCCCUGAUGGAGAAUUAUUUCCUGAAUGGCAGUUGACCUUAGAUAUUCUCCCACCCUCAUCCUUUGUCAUUUGAACAAAGCAUCUCCCUGAAUAGGCAUCCACAGAUCCGCCAGUACCUGGGGCUACCAGGGUGCCCAGCAGCCCCGACUCCCUUUGUUAAACACUUGUUGUGCUCUCUGGUUUGGACUAGGAAAGAAACACUCGGAGCCUUCCUAAUAUCUCUUUCCAGGCACAAAUGAGAGAAAUCCUAGCACCUCCCUCUAGCCUUUGGAGUGUGUGGGAGCCAGAGAGGCAGGGCCUUAUCUUUCUUGUGCUGUGGCUUAGAUAAGAUAAGAAACAUCAGGUGUCUUUCCAUUUCUUACCUUCUCAAUAGCCCAGCUCAAAUGGCAGAAAUCUUGCUGUUUCUCCCACAAUCUUGCCCUCUGUAAAAGCCAGAAGACUCUGGAGUGGGGAGGGGGUUGGUGGUAUGCAAAAAUAUUUAUUCUAUUUAUGGAGCACCACCUGGAACUCUCCCAAAACUGAACAGCAGAGGAUGGCUAGUAAGCCAAACCGCUCUGUGUGGGCCCCCGUCCCUGACCCAGUGAGCGAAAAGCCAGUCUGUGUUUUUUCCUGCUCUGAGAGGAACAUGGGACUCUGGAGUAAGCUCAUUCCAAGUACCUGGGGACAAAGCAUCAUCCAGACAGUUGGACUUUCUAACCGUGCUGGGAUUUGAACCUGAAACUUCUCAUUGUAAGACUUCAAUUUCAAGUAAAUUUUCUUGGAAGCAGGUCCUGCUGAUUUCAGUGGAACGUAUUUUCCAAGUGUUUGUGUUAUUAAGAUUUAGCCAAGUGCUCUGCUUACUGCACCAAUCCUGGCACCAGCGCUUGGAGGAUUCAUGUAGAAGCAACUUUGGCUAGAAAGUUAAAGCUAAAUUAGAUUAAAUGAAAAUCCUCUUGAUGGAAGGGGAAGAGGGAGGAGCAGCAGAGCAACAGCUGGAGCAGUGGAUUCAGCUGACAAGCCAAGGGGAGACUGCCGUGAGCUGCACAGCGUUAAAAGUUGGCACAGCCGAAGAAGUGAUUCAUUGUCACUUAACAGUUUUGCUUCAAGAAACUCAUCAUUUUCGCCCACCAGGGGGAAGUUUAAUUGGCACGCUGUGGCUCUCCAGUUUGGAGAAGUGUCCUUCAUCUCUCCUCUAAAUCCUGGAGCUUCCUCUUUCCUCUUCUCUUUACCCAAAUCUCGGCAUGUCCCUCAUUACUCAUAUUGUUGUUGAUGUUGCCCUCCGUUUUGCUGCUCCGGUUCUUUCGUAGGGUCUCUGAAUCAAGCCCGUUAUUCUCAUUAUAGCUUUUGCUGAGGAAAGGAAGGCUAUUCUAUUCCUUACUGUGAGUAAUAGGAGAAUGGAGUUGGAAGGAACCCAGUUGUCAUCUAGUCCAACUUUCUGCUCUUCUUGGACAGGAUAUCCUCUACCUAAAUCAUUGCUGCUGUCUGUCCUGUCCAGUCUCUCCCCACCUGCUCCCCAAGGAGGUAGAUUUCCCCGUUUGUUUGAGCUCUGGGUCGCACUGCACGCUCAUCCGCUUGUAUGGCUCGCAAGUGUGUGGGGGUGCACGAUCUGCAACCUUAAAUCUGCUCUUCCUUUAUUUCAAGCUUUUCCAUAUUCAUCUGGAAUGUGUUGCGGGAUAGUUCGCCCUCAGGACCGUGGGUGAAGAUUGAGCAUUCCUCUUGCGUGUUCCUUCCUCCUUCUCCUGCCAGGCUCAGGGUUGCUCCUCUGACUAGGUAAGGGACUCACUAGUUCGUUUGUGCACAUCUCCCCACAGUGAGGGGGCAGUGGAGGACCACAAGAGGAGCCCAGGAAAGAGGCUGAAACCACUCCCAGGUUCUUCGUAGGUACAGUGCUUAGGUCCAGACAAACCCCGUUGACCUUGGUGGAGGUGGAGAAACAUAAGCUUUCUCUGGAAGGGCAGUUCUCCUUUUCUAGAUUGGAGAAGCACCCUGCUGCAGGGGCUGCUGGUAGGAAAGUCUCUGCCUGAGCCAGGAUCAAGGGAGAGCAUGGCUGGGCACCUGCCAGACGCCUGUAUCCCAGCAGGGACCCCUUGGCUAGAACCCCUGGAAUUGCUCCUCUUCAUCACCCUUGCAGGCUGCUUGUUCGCCUGCUUCUUGCAGCAGCCCAGACACUGCUGGUGGUGAGGAGGAAGAGGAGGAGGAGAUGCCGACUUGCUGCUGGCUCCCUGCCUGUCAACCAGCCAGGUGGUAGCAAUGAUGUGAAGGAGAGGAGGGGCAAGCGCAGCUGGUAACCAUGUUGGUGCUUCAGGCACACAGAGGGCUCAAAUGUGAUGUUAGCUUGGAGCUGAGUUGCAGAUCAGCAGCUGGUCAGCCCAGCCCUUUCCAUGCAAGAGCUCAAGGGCCGACGGCAUCGGAUGCACAAAGUAUGGGCUGUUGGAGCUGAAAGCCCACUCAGUAUUCACCAGCCAGUUCUUUCCAUUGCUAGCUAGAGAAGGUGGUCUAAAGGUAGCCUUAAGCAGGUAGCCUUAAUUCAUGUCCUGCAGUGAGCGGAGUGAACAUUCUACAGCCUGGAUAAAUUGUUCAACUCACAUUUGCAUGAAUAUCCAUUAUUUUGCAUAAUUUAGUUUGCUUCUGCUACGGCAUGAUACCAUGGUCAAUUAUAUCAAAAGCCACAGAGAAGUCCAGCAAACUUAGCAGGGAAGACUCUUUCCAGCUCUCCAAUUAAAGCAUCCACCAAGGCAACUGAAGCUCGCUUUGUCUCAAAAUUGAGACAGAAACUGGACUGAAGCAGGUUCUGAUUAUCCACCUCCCCAGGAACACCCGGAGUGCAGAUGUCGCCACCCUAUUCAAGCAGUUGCCCGUGAAGGGCAUGUUGGAGACUGGCUGGACAUAAUCUGGUGUGGUGGGGUUUCAACAGAGAUCUCACUCCCACCUCUUCACGGGGUCACUGACAUACCCCUUCAUUGCUGGCUUUUCUCACUCGACCAGCUUUGAUCUCCCCAGCAGGUUUUAUAAGCUAGGAAGGGCACAUAAUCGGACCAUGUGCAGUCCUGGAGGUUGUGUUACUGCUGCUCCAGAAUGUGCUGGUACUGAAGCUUUGUUGAGCCUGAUCAGCCGACCCAUUUGGCAGCUAAGCGCAUGUGAAGGCCACCAUCAUCCUAAAAACCUUUAAAAAUCUCAACAGGGAUGGAAAUCACUUCUGUAUGACUCAAAAGACCGGAGUAAUGUCUCCCUGCCCCCCUCCACUGCCUCUUCCUCCUUUGCUGGCAGUUCUGGAGACAGACAAAGACUGUUUCACCUCCAUGUGGUGUGCGUGAGGCUCAUUUUUGACCUUGACCUGAAGCCGGUCCAUCUGCUGAAAAGCUGGGAAGCCUGUGAAAAGCAAUAUAAGUGAUGGCAGCAAUAUUAUUACUGUUAUUUCGGUUUCUGGGUCCCCCUGUGGCCAAAAUCCCCAUGGUGAAGUACACAGUAAAAACAAUCUUAAUAAAACCAGGGAUGAAACCAAUAAUAAAAUACAUUAUCAUGUAUUGUUUUAAAAGCAGCCAGAGAAAUUCAGCAUUUAAGAGAAAUAAAUGAGCAGCCAAAUGCAGGGACUAUGAUUUUAAAAUGCAGCACUAAAUGUAUUUAAAAUAAUGCAAACAGCAGUUAAACAUACUUUUAAGAGGCCUGGGAGAAUAAAAAGAUUUUUGCCUGGGGGCAGACAUCAAUACACACCUAAGGGUGUUCCACAAUUUGGGGAUUAAUGAUGAGGAGCUGGAUCUUGGGGGAGGGGGAUUGGACACUGAGAGUAGGGCAUCAGAUGAUGAUCUCUGUACAUGGGCAGGAGCAUACAGGAAGAGACUUUCCUUUAGAAGGUGGUAUCUGAAGUAGUUUUAAUUCUGUAUCAACUCUGAUACUUUCUGCCCACGGUCUACUGUUUUAUCAGUGUAUUCUUCUAUUAGAUCGUUGUUUUUAGUUCUUUUUAAAAUCUGGAAUGUCCUCAGUUUCUUUUGGACUGAAGCACAGGAUGUAAGAAAUAAACAAAAAACAUGAAUAAAAAUAUAUAGAAAAUACAGGAGCAGUUGCUGUGAGAUCUGUUUUUGCAAUAGCGUUCAGUUAUCUAGCAGUUCAGUUUUAGGCAGGUUUAACCAACUUGGAUUGUAAAAAGCUCUGAUGUGAUUGAGUGGCUCGAAGUUUCCAAAGUUUAUAAAGAUAAUGCACAGAACAGCUGAGCAAGGUGCAUCAAAGCCAAGCCAUUUGGAUAUCAGCUCAGUUGUUUUGCAGAGGGAUCAGGGCUGAACAUUGAAGCAGUGGCUUUAGACAGUUUGCCUUUGGGAAAUUCCAGUAAUAUUAAAGCAACUGCAACAUAUAACUUCCUGUAACACAGGCAAAACUGCACGGAGGAAAGGCAGAUGAAGAAUUGGGUCUUGUUUGGCAUGUGCAGGUAAGGUGAUCUGACAGUGCAAGCUAAGUGGAUUCUGCCAUUUAGUUUCCUGCAAAAUGCUGAUCAUUUUUAUUGAUAACUGAAGAAAUCAGCCCUGCACACAUCUCAGAUCCACACCUACUGCACUACCGCAUGUUACUCUUCAUUUUCUACUGCUGGUCUAGCAGCAGCUAUGGCCUGAGCAAAUGAACCAAAGUGGUGUUUGAUUGGCAGAGAUGUUUAUUCCUUUGGGAUCCGUUUUUCUGUGAAACACUCCUUCUGAUUAUAUGGUUUCACAAGCUCGCAGUAACAAUACCAAAUCAACAUUAGCUUUGGAAGACCCUUCAGCUCCUACCACCUUUGGUGAAAAGUGGGCUUCCAAGAGGUUACAAUCCAAUUACAUACCUAAGGAGAAUUCUUGGAAACAACCUCUAAACAUUUCAGAGUGGGACUCAGAAAUAUCAGCAUGGCUUUCUAGUUGUUACGGAAAAUAUGGACGCUGUUUUCACUGACCCUGGAGUCCUUUGCAAUCAGGAGCAGAAGUCGGGGAGUUGAGCUUUCUAAAAGAACUCUACAGAUAAAAGACCUAUUAAUCAAAGAGCAAAUAUUAUUAUAACUUGUGCUUCAGCCUGGGCAUAUCAAAUUAAUGGGUUCCCCCAUCACCACCCCCCACUUAUAUUUUUGUAACAGCAUGCCUCUUUCUACCUGCUCUGUGCGGUUAUUCUUUAUAUGGUAAUGCAUUUGACACGCUGGCCGAGAAUCAUGAGUUUUUCCAGGCAUGCACAUUUUUCUAUCGCAUGUUCCAUUGGCUAAACACUAUCUUCGCUGCAUAACGUCACAGUAAGUGCAUUGUCGGAUCCCGUCCACCCUCCCUUUUCCCUUCCGUUAAAGGAAUAUAAGGUUGAUUGUGAAUUAUAUUCUGUGUAGUAGUUGUUCGAAAUGCCUGGGAUGGAGUGCCAAGUGUUUAUGGCAGAGAUCUUUACCCUGCAAACCAGCUGAAUUCCUUUUUUCAAAUUAGGGCCCUUGCCAUGUGCCAUGCUCAUUGUUUUCACUGCUGCUGCUUCUGUAAAGCAGUUCUGGUGAAGGAAGAUUUGCCGGCAUUGUAAGUGUCCACAGGCGGAGCACUUUGAAAGGGUGAUGCCUUUGGAAAUGGAGAAGACCGUGACCAAGCUGAUGUUUGACUUCCAGCGGAAUUCGACUUCUGAUGAUGACUCAGGUUGUGCUUUGGAAGAAUAUGCUUGGAUUCCUCCUGGGCUGAAACCAGAGCAGGUUCAUCAGUACUACAGCUGCCUACCAGAAGACAAAGUGCCCUACGUGAAUAGCCCGGGGGAGAAGGCCCGUAUCAAACAGCUUCUACACCAGCUGCCACCACACGACAAUGAGGUACGAUAUUGCAACUCACUGGAUGAGGAAGAGAAGAGAGAACUCAAACUUUUCAGCAAUCAGAGGAAAAGGGAGAACUUGGGCAGAGGCAAUGUCCGGCCGUUCCCAGUCACCAUGACUGGGGCCAUCUGUGAGCAGUGCGGAGGCCAAAUCAAUGGCGGGGACAUCGCUGUCUUUGCAUCCAGAGCCGGCCAUGGCGUUUGUUGGCACCCACCGUGCUUCAUAUGCAGCGUUUGCAACGAGCUGCUGGUGGACCUUAUCUAUUUCUAUCAAGAUGGGAAGAUUUACUGUGGCCGGCACCAUGCUGAAUGCCUGAAGCCUCGGUGUGCAGCAUGCGAUGAGAUCAUCUUUGCUGAUGAGUGCACAGAGGCUGAGGGAAGGCAUUGGCACAUGAAGCACUUUUGCUGUUUUGAAUGUGAAACGGUGCUGGGUGGCCAGCGAUACAUCAUGAAGGAAGGGCGACCAUAUUGCUGCAACUGUUUCGAAUCCUUGUACGCAGAAUACUGCGAUACCUGCGCUCAGCACAUUGGCAUCGAUCAGGGCCAGAUGACGUACGACGGCCAGCACUGGCAUGCCACAGAGACCUGCUUUUGUUGCGCACAGUGCAAGAAAUCCCUGCUGGGGCGGCCAUUCCUGCCAAAGCAAGGGCAGAUUUUCUGCUCUAGAGCCUGCAGCAUGGGUGAUGACCCCAACGGCUCCGAUUCCUCGGACUCGGCCUUCCAAAGUGCCAGAGCCAAAGAAUCGCGGCGGAGUGCCAAGAUUGGCAAGAACCGGAGCAAGGGGGAAGAGAACCCCGCCAGCCAGAGCAGCCAGCUGCAGGUGAGCUCCAGCAGGCUGUCGGCCGAUGUGGACCCCCUCUCCCUGCAGAUGGACCUGCUGAGCUUGUCCAGUCAAACUCCGAGCCUGAACAGGGACCAUGUAUGGAGAAGCCGAGAUGAACUGUACCACUACGGGGGCAAGAUGGAGCAAAGUCAGUCACAGAGCCCUUUGCAGCUGCUCAGCCAGUGUAAUAUCAGAACUUCCUACAACCCAGGGCAGACCCCGAGUGCCCAGCAGGAGCUCUGGGGUAAGCAUUUCAGCAACCCAAAGAGAAGCUCCUCUCUGGCCAUGAAAGGACAUGGCGGCAGCUUCGUCCAGGAGUGCCGAGAAGACUAUUACUCAGGAAGGCUACGGUCCCAGGAGAGUUACAGCGACAUGUCCAACCAGAGCUUCAGUGACACCCGCGGGAGUUACAAAGUCUCCAAGUACGACCAGGAGGAAGACGGCAGCCUCUCAGCCCAGCAUUGCCGCACCCGGCACCCAAUCAACGCGCUGAAGUUUACUGAGGAACUGACGCCCACAGAGCAGACCCCGCGGGGAUCCAUGGAGUCCCUUGCUCUCUCCAACACCACAGGGCUCUCUGCGGAUGGUGGUGCCAAGCGACAAGAGCAUCUCUCUCGAUUUUCCAUGCCAGAUCUCAGCAAAGAUUCUGGAAUGAAUGUCUCAGAGAAGAUGAGUAAUAUGGGGACACUGAAUUCCUCUGUCCAGUUCAGAAGUGCCGAGUCUGUCCGAAGCCUGCUUUCUGUUCAGCAGUAUCAAGAUAUGGAGGCCAACUUGCAUGAUCUCGCCAAUCCAAUUGGUUACAGAGACACAUCCUCCCGUGUAAGAAUGCAUCAGAGCUUUGAUUAUGAAGGUGGGAUGCCAGGAAGCAAGUUGGCUGGACAAGAGAAUGCCAGACAUCCUCCCAUGAGUGAGCGUACCCCCAGACGAACUAGUCUCCGCGAUGAUGACCGACGUUAUCGCCCCCACAGGCCUCGGCGGUCAAGGCGCUCCCGCUCAGAUAAUGCUCUUCAUCUCACCAGUGAACAGAGCUAUAAACUGAAAGAGAGGCCUUCUCUACGAGCCAGAGAGGAUUACGACCAGUUCUUGCAGCAAAGAAGCUGUAGAGAGACCAUGGAGCAGGGUGCACGAAGAAAUCUGUAUGGUCAGUGUCCGAGGACUGUAUCAGACCUUGCUUUGCAGAACCACUUUAGCGAGCGAUGGGGACCCUACUUUGCGGAAUACGAUUGGUGUUCGACGUGCUCCUCAUCCUCCGAAUCUGACAAUGAAGGCUACUUCCUUGGAGAACCAAUCCCACAACCCAGCCGUCUCCAGUAUGUUACCGGUGAAGAGCUCCUUCACAAAUACGGUUCAUACAGCAUGCCUAAGUCUUCCACACUAGGUGGUCGAGGACAGUUACACAGCCGGAAAAGGCAAAAGAGCAAAAACUGUAUCAUAGCAUAACCAUGUUGCCCGAGCACAGUGUUGGAGAAUGUAAUUACUUCAUCAAACUUGCACUGUUGUAGGUGUUAAAGCGCUUUUAUUGUAACAAAACAUCCUGGCAAGCGGGGAGCUGUAAGAAGAAGGUCAUAGACAAAAGUCUAUAAAUAGACAUAAUUGUUGGCAUGGUGAAUAUAUUUUGCACAUUUUAUUUUGUGGAAAGAGGGAGUGAUGAAAUUUAUUUUAGCAUGUAAUAGUUACAAAUUCACCUCCUUCCCACAAGUAGCUGCCAUUUAAUACCCAGUUCACCCAUGUGUUUUUAGUUGCCAUUGUUUUCUAUAACCAGCACUUAGCUACUAGAUUAUUCUUUCUCCUCUUUUUGGCUUUUUAUUUUCAUCACCUGGUUUAUUUCAGCCAUUUUUCUUCCAGAUUGCAAGGAAGUAUAAGUUAUUUCCAUUCUUGUCCUGUAAAUGCAAAGUAAAUGAGAGUUCCGAGAAAAUAUUUUUGUAUUUUGUAAUAUCAGAGGAAUGUCUGUAUCUUGGGAGUCACUGGGAAAUUCAUGCACAUCCAUCAUGCUUUUUGGCUAGAGAUCAACAAAUAGGGCUUCAGAAUCCUUUAUCUUUUGCCAUUGAAUUUCUCUGGAUCAGUAAGACUUUACUUUCUGCACUUGCUUAAAACAAAAAGGGAGCCUUCUCUAACAUGAAUUAGCUCUCAAGGAAGCCUGCAGGGCGCUUUUGAAGUCGACCAACACCUCCCUCUUAUGCUACUUUGUAAAACAAAUAGAGGCAUCUAUCACUGAAAGAAAAUAAAAACAAGGGGUUUUUCCCUUUAUAAAAUGCAAGGAAAAUAUAACACCUAAUAUUUGUAAAAGGUAAAGAAUGGUCUCGGUCUAAGCAGGUUCACAUCUCAUUAGACAGCACUGAAGUCACUAAAUUUCAACUACUUUUGCAGGGAUAAACCCAAACAAUUGUAAAUGGUGCAGUUGUGUGAUGUCAGCAUGAACUUGUUUUGAGUAUAGAAUUGUUUUCUGGUGCUCUGGUUUCCUGGCAUUUGUUAACUGCUGUUCAUUACCGAGUGGGAUCUCCAACACUGCCUUCUUCUGAAAUUCAUAAUGAAAUGAAUGCAUCCUAAUCAUGUCAGACGAAAAGUCUACCCAUGGGAGAUAAGUGCAUUCUUCAAUCCCAUUGUGAAGGCAGUUUGAAGGACCCAUCCUCAGGGUACAGUGGAGUCCAUUCUUUGGAAGCAACAAACGUUUCAACAUGGUAGAUAUAUACAUAGGGCUCAAAAUGUAUUGUGUGCUAUGGUGGCUGUGAGGUUUGUUCUCUCUCUCUCUCUCUUUCUCUCUCUCUGUAUGCUUUAAACAAUUGGGAGAUGGACAUCAAGAUGUGUUCUGUAUCGUUUCCCAAUGAGACAGUGGGAAAGAAGGAAAUUCUUUUUUCAUUAUCAUAGUACCUUUUUAUUAUAGGGCUGUAAAACAGGUUUGCGUAGUCCCCAGCUAGGUAGGAUCUCACCAACUUACCACACAUGUGCAUAGUUCUCUGGAGUCUUUGAGGAUUCUGUUAGAACAAUUGUCCCUUGGAAUAGAUGGCAAAAUGCAAACUGAUGUGAGAAGGAUUUAAACAAUCAGGUUCAUGGGUCCCGACGUUUCACCUGGACCUACGAGGCAGGGACGCUGGACCCGCUCCAGUUCCGCUGCAGGACGAGUCCUUGGAUCAGCAUAUUUGUAAUAAUGUGGGAACAGUGUUACAUAUUGAAAAGCAGUGACUCAGAAGGAAAUCUCAGAUAUGGAUGUAUCCAUAGCACAGCUUGGAAUUUUUUGUUGUGCGUAAGGAGAAUGUGAUAACUAUGAUUUUUUUUCCAAAAAAUAAAAUAAAGAAAAAGAAAUGAAACCA